GCGGGCCUGGGUGGUCGGUGCGGGCACCCAGGGGCCGAUCCCGCCCCAGGUUCCUUGCAGGUAGGGAGUGGGAGUCCCGAGCGGAGCCUGGGGGCCCGGCUGGGAGCCGCAGGAAGUCUCACAGCUGCCGAGGGGUGCGUGCCGACGGGGCGGCCUGGGUGCAGGUGCCGGGCAUCGGGACCCGGCCAGGACCCUUCCUUUCCUAGCUGUUUCCUCAUCGGAAAAAAGGGCCAGGUGUACAGCAGUGGCAGCAUCCAUGGCAGGUCCCCUGUGGCGGGCUGCGGCAUUUGUGCAGAGACAUAGGACAGGCCUAUUGGUGGGUUCCUGUGCAGGCCUGUUUGGGGCCCAGAUCUUGUACCACCUCUUCCCAGAUCCUGUGGUUCGAUGGCUAUACCAGUACUGGCCUCAGGGCCAGCCAGCCCUACUCUCCCCAAAGCUUCAGAGACUCUUCCAAGAGGUGCUACAGGACGUUGGUGUCCCGUCAGGCCAUUGCUACAAGGCCUUCACCACUUUCACCUUCCAGCCAGUGAGUGCUGGCUUCCCAAGACUCCCUGCUGGGGCCGUGGUGGGCAUCCCCGCCAGCUUCCUGAGUGACACAUUGACCAACACUGACCGCCCUGUGAUUGUACAUGGGCAAAGAGUGGACUGGAAAAGCCCAGAAGGUACCCGGCUGAGAGAUGCCCUGACCCUGUCCCAUGAUGCCCAGAAGUUUGCCUUGGCCAGGGAGGUGGUGUACCUGGAAAGCGGUACAGCUGCCCUGCAGGCCCUGCCGGCCCCGGCUUGCCUGGCAGGAACUUGGACACUGAGCAUGAGUGCCAAGCAUGCCCUGGGGCUCUAUGGAGGCCCCAUGAACUUAAGAGUUGCCUUCAACCUGGUGGCAGCAGUGGUAGGCUUUGUGGCUUACGCCUUCUCCACAGACUCUCUCACCCAUGCCCUGGAAGCCUGGCUGGACCGCCGCACAGCUUCCAUGUCUGCAGCCUAUGCCCAGGGUGGAGCGGAGUUCUAUGAGAAGGUUCUGUCUGGCAACCUGGCCCUGCGCAGUCUCUUGGGUCCACCCGGAGAGAAGCUGUAUACGCCCAGUGGGAACAUCGUUCCCAGACAUUGGUUCCGCAUCAAACAUUUACCCUACACGACCCGCCGGGAUUCCAUGCUGCAGAUGUGGAGGGCGACACACAACCCAGGCCACUCCUGAAGGGAUCAUCUCACGGACAGUUCCAGCUCGCGCAGGCACAGCCCUGCCGACCCUGGGGGCUCUCUGCACCCACAGCCCAAUGUUAUUGGAGUUAAACAGCCUGGAUUCUACCUCAACCCACCUCUUCUGAUCUAAGCGACCUUGGGCACAUCCCUUUAUGAAUCUGAGCCUUGGUUUACUCCACUGUAAAAUGGGGAUGAUGUACACUUCUGGCAGGAUUGUGGGUCCUCUGGCCAAAAGGGUGUGGCAUACAUAAACGGGAUGUCCCUCCUUCUAGGUCUUUGAAACCAGUAGGCUGUGGGGAUGAGGUCAUACAUCUCACCACCAGAGGUGCUUGCAGGAUGUGAACACUCCUACAGCGAAGAACCACCCCCUGGUUUGCCUGUUGGUCAGAUCCCAGUUUCCUUCUGUGGUAGAGAUUAAAAGCUUUGAGGGGCGCCCAGCCAGUGUGGCUCAGUGAUUGAGCAUCAACCCAGGAACCGAGAGGUCACCAGUUCAAUUUCCAAUGAGGGUACAUGCCCGGGUUGCAGGCUCAAUCCCCAGUAGGGGGUGUGCAGGAGGCAGCCAAUCAAUGAUGUUUCUCAGUAUUUCUAUCUCCCCUCUCCCUCCCUCGGUCUCAAAAAUCAAUAAAUAAAAACAUUUUUUUAAAAAGCCUUGAGAGGUCAAGAUGAGAAGCUACUGUGCCUGUGAGGCUGGGAAAUAUGAGCUUGCAGUAGGGCUUUAAGGGUGGUGUGUCCAAGUGCAGCUGGCAUGCUCAGAGAGGGCUGGGAAGCCAGCAAGGUGUGGGCCCCAGGAGAGCCCCUGGGCCUGAAGGGGAGACGUGUGGCUGGAACCUGGUAGGACCUAUGGUGAGGGAAACCUGGCUGGAGCUCUGGCCAAAGGAAGAGGAAGGAACAAGCCGUUGCUAGACUGUGGCCCUGCAGGGACAGAGCCCACUGAUGUAAUAUCGAGCAUGGUCAGGACUCGGAGAGCAGAGGAAGUGAGGUGGGGCAUAGGGGAGAUGGAGAUGGGAUGAACUUGGCUCACAGGAGACCAUGAUGAGAGCAGAGGGGUGGAGGUGGACUGUCGACCCGGCCUGGUGUCCCAUCCUGAGCCUGCUGUUUUCCUUGAGCCCUCUGGUAGAUAGAGCCAGCGCCCACCUUUGGUCAGAUGGGGCUGGUGAGGAGAGUUGUGAUCAGCAAGCCAGGCCUCCUGUGUUGUUUUUGUUGGUGAUUAUGUUUGCCUGGAAGAGGUGAAGGAUUCGGGCCUGGUAUCAUGUAUCUCGGGGAAGGUACAUAGCAUUACGGGAGGCCACGCGGUGGCACAUGGUUCCUACAGCGGACUGUGAUGGAGAGGAGCAUGAUGAGGAAACAGGCCUUCCUGUGGGUCCUUCUCUCUGGGCUGGCACUCUACUCUGGCUCCAUUCUGCCAGCCUGUGGUUCCCCAUAUCAGGCCUAGCCAGACUGUCGUUGGAGGCAGAGCACCCCGUCUCUCAGGUCCCUGGAACAGUGUUGGGCACAGGCUUGAUGUAUGCAUAGAAGAAUGGAUGAGUUAGUGAACGGGUGAACAAGCCCCCACUCAGAAAUACCACCUUCAGUGGCCCCUCAGCAUGUCAUCCAGCUGCUGCUGCUGCUGUUGCUGCCACAUGGGACCACCUAGUCUUGGCUGGAGACUUGACUGUUUGGGGUCUGGAUUCAAUGUGCUUCACUUUCUCACCAUCCCUGCAAGAGCCAAGAUGGUGGCAUCAAGCCUGCC
Messenger RNA from Myotis myotis, 2926 nucleotides. RefSeq names its product transmembrane protein 177 (gene TMEM177). The record is from RefSeq and is a predicted model, not a curated record. The coding region runs from base 257 to 1192 and encodes 311 amino acids. Lineage: Eukaryota; Metazoa; Chordata; Mammalia; Chiroptera; Vespertilionidae. The transcript has 2 exons.